Messenger RNA from Phalaenopsis equestris, 732 nucleotides. RefSeq lists its product as uncharacterized. Lineage: Eukaryota; Viridiplantae; Streptophyta; Magnoliopsida; Asparagales; Orchidaceae. The coding region runs from base 144 to 515 and encodes 123 amino acids. The record is from RefSeq and is a predicted model, not a curated record. The transcript has a single exon.
GUACACAUCCCGCUUUCCAUUUUGAAAAAACCCUUGGCGUCUGCACUCAUUCCCGCCUCUCCUUAAAAAACCCUGGUUCCCUCCCACAUUCAUCGGCCAUCACCCCUCUCCCUCAACACCCACUCUCUCUCCAGAUCAUCGGAAUGAACCGGAGGAUGAGGAGCCCGUGCAGGAGAGCUGCUGCGAGGACUGAGAGGCUGCAGCGUUUUCUGAAGCCGGGUGCGCUUGCGCGACUGCGGGACUCGAAGAUCUGCGCAAGAUCGCCAAGAUCUUUGCAGAUCUCCGUAGCACGGAUCUCUCCGCCUGGAUCUCCGGUAAUUGCUGCCUCGGCGAUGCCUAUCGAGGAGUUGGAGGGCGAGCAGAUCCGAUUCUUUGCUAGUAGGAUGUGUGCACCGCGGAUUUUGCUGAGGAAGAAGCUCGCUGCGGCCAAGUACGUUUUCUUUGCACCUCCUAGUCCAGAUCCGUCGGAUUCCGUGCUGGAUGUGUUCGGUGCUGAUUUAGUUACUGCGCAUUAAUUUGAAGAGGACGGGGCGGAUUUUUUUCUGUGUAUUUCUGUAGUAUUAUAUUUGUGUUUUCUGGUUUGCCCUAUAGUGAGAUUUUCAGCAGGUGCUGUUUUCCGUUUCUUCGACGGGUUUCAUGAAAAUAGAAAAAAAAAUUGUAGUCAAUAAAAUCGCACAUCUGUAAUCUGACUCUAAUUGUGCUUGCUUUUGUUUGAAUUUUUAGAUAUGGUGG